This is a messenger RNA of Mucor velutinosus, 1851 nucleotides long. RefSeq lists its product as uncharacterized. The transcript has 5 exons. Gene Ontology annotation, biological process: positive regulation of nuclear cell cycle DNA replication; regulation of cell cycle phase transition. The record is from RefSeq and is a predicted model, not a curated record. Gene Ontology annotation, molecular function: nucleic acid binding; protein serine/threonine kinase activator activity; zinc ion binding. NCBI's taxonomy places the organism in Eukaryota, Fungi, Mucoromycota, Mucoromycetes, Mucorales, Mucoraceae. The coding region runs from base 1 to 1851 and encodes 616 amino acids. Gene Ontology annotation, cellular component: Dbf4-dependent protein kinase complex.
AUGUCGUAUCCAUUGAACAACAAUACAAACACUGUUCGACAAAGCAAUCAGCAGCACACAUGGAUGAAACCAGCAGAUCUACAUUUACCUCGCCAGACCAACAUUUCACGCGAGCAGGAAUUACAGCACAAAUUAAAACAAACUUCACUCAACCCUGCUGCCACAUCAUCCACAACAAAGAAUGUCAACAGCGGUGAUUUCCCUAAACUUCCUCCAGGAGAGCUCACAGCCAGAAGAAAGAAGUUUGGCACAUUCAAAUUCUACUUGGACAACCUGGAUCCACUUGUAUCAAAGAGAAUCGAAAGAGGCAUUAGAAUCAUGGGAGCUGCACAUGAGCCCUUUUUCUCAAAGAAAUGCACUCACCUCAUCACCACAAAGCCCAUUCCCAUCCACGAAAAUCUACUUGCUCCCACAAUCAGUUCUAGCAGCAGCACAACAUCAAAUGCUAAAGCAACAAAGAGUCUGAAAAGGUAUGAUCCUAUUGUGGAAAGCGCCAUCCAGUUUAAUACUGUAUUGUGGAGUGCGGAUGUCAUGCAAAAGACCGUAGAAUUCUUAAUGAAUGUAUCGCCCAACAGAAAAGAAGCACCAGUACAAGAAAAGAGAGGAUUAGGCAAUUUGCUGCAAGAAGACAAGCUGUUUGGCCCAUCGACUGGCACAAACAGUGACGCACAAUCCAAACGACCCCAAUUUGUGCCCUUUACCGGCUAUUUCCUCAUUGUGGAGGACGCAACUCAAGCUCAUCGUCCCCCCAUCUGUAAACAAUGGACAAGAGAUACAACUAAAAAACUUGCUGAAUUGCCAUGGCCCUAUUUUAAACAAACACCUAAAUUUAGAUCACCAUUUGGAAAGAGAGGCCCACCUCCUCCCAAGAAGCCUGCUGAUGGUACCGCUGCCACUGCUGACGCAAAGGAUGUUGCUGCUGCUACUGCUCAAGAGGGCAUCAAACAGGAAACCACCAAAACCACUGUUGCUGACGGUGCCCUAUCGAAAACAGCAGCUGACAACAAUACCACUGCCAAGGCCAACGCACAAGAGGACAAGGAGAACAUGCCUAUGCCUAAGCAAACUACGUCUUUCCAUCAUGCAGUCAACAAAUCCUUAACAGCUACAUCGUCUCCAUUAUCAUCACAAAAAUCGCAAUCCCAACAGCUACAUCAACCACAGCAAACAACACAAAAGCAGCCAGAUUCACAAAACUUCAGUCUACGUGCAUCUGGAUUUCAGCCCUCCUGUACUAACAACAUUCAAUCCGCAUCCACCCGCUCUGUGUCUACAUCUGUGUCCAUCCUGCAAGGCGAAAAUAGACGAUUACCUCCAGGCGAUAGCGUCAACCGUUUGGAUAAACGCAUGGUGGAAAAUGUCACUCUCAAUGAACAUCAGAAACUAUGCAAACAGAAGGCCCAAAGGGAGGAACAGGCUCGCCGGGAGCGAGAGUUGAAGAAGAAGAGAGACUCUCGAUUCUGCGAGAAUUGUAACGUCUUAUUUGAGAAUUUGGAAGAGCAUGCAAAGCAACAAUCUCACCAGACUUUCAUUCGUGAUCAAAACAACUUUAAAGAACUCGAUGAAUUACUCGCAAAGACACACCGUCGUUACAAGAGACCAUUGCCUGAACGCAUGAGAGAUCUGAUCGACCCUAACAUUGAUGGCAAAAACGUGGAAUUCGUGCCUGACCGUAAGCGACCUCACCCUGCAACUCCAGCCGAUGACAUGCUGUCUCCUACUCGCAAAUUACAGACUGCUGACAUGCUAAAGAAAAAGGCACUGCCAACUAGUCAACCUCGAAUUGCUGCCAAUGAUGCGCAUCACAAUGUUAAUCACAAAUGGGCUGAAUAUGGCGCUAUCUUUGAUUAA